This is a messenger RNA of Neoarthrinium moseri, 1317 nucleotides long. RefSeq lists its product as uncharacterized. Gene Ontology annotation, cellular component: membrane. The transcript is spliced from 9 exons. NCBI's taxonomy places the organism in Eukaryota, Fungi, Ascomycota, Sordariomycetes, Amphisphaeriales, Apiosporaceae. Gene Ontology annotation, biological process: transmembrane transport. The record is from RefSeq and is a predicted model, not a curated record. Gene Ontology annotation, molecular function: transmembrane transporter activity. Bases 1 to 1317 code for a protein of 438 amino acids.
AUGACGCAUUAUCGAGAGGAGGACCGGGUAGCGGACCCGGCGGAGCCUGUCUCGAACACUACAGAUGUCAAAGUCCUGGAGAAUCUCGGGUAUAAGCCAGUCCUGCAUCGAACGUUUAAUCUGUUCCAUAAUUUUGCAACAACGUUUGCCGCUCUGUACUUUAUAGGUGGUGUCCGAGUCACGUUUGCAACCGGCAUAGCAGCUGGAGGCAAUUUGGCAUACUGGACGAGCUUCAUCAUCACAUGUGUCUUCACUUUCAUCACUGCUGCCGUGAUCGCAGAGAUAUGCUCCUCGCUUCCACUCGCUGGCUCGAUCUAUCUAUGGGCCGCCGAAGCUGGCGGUCCGCGAUUCGGUAGGCUGUUUGGUUUUGUCGUAGCGUGGUGGAGCACUACGGCGUGGACCACGUUCUGUGCAAGCAACACCCAAGGUGCUGUGAACUAUAUGCUUUCGGAAAUCGUCGUUUUCAACAUUGACUUCCCUUCGGAUUCCUCGGAUGUUAGAUUCCGUGCUGUUCAGUGGAUAUGCACGGAGCUGAUGCUCGCGCUUGCAGCGAUCUGGAACCUGUUGCCCCCACGGUACUUCAAAUGGAUCUUCUACCUGUCAUUCUCAUUCGUGGUUCUAGACUUUGUUCUCAACAUGAUAUGGUUGCCUAUAGCCACGAGUCGAACCUACGGCUUUCGGUCGACACAUGAUGCCUUCCUGACUACAUACAAUGGAACGGGUGCUCCAGAUGGAUGGAACUGGUGCCUGUCAUUCCUCGCUACUGCGGGAAUCUUGAUCGGGUUUGAUGCAUCAGGCCAUGUCGCUGAAGAGACCAAGAAUGCGGCAGUGUCAGCAGCACGAGGAAUUUUCUGGAGUACCGUUGUCAGUGGUAUAGGGGGGUUCAUCGUCGUAAUAUUAUUCUUGUUUUGUGUGCCCGAUGCCGAUACCUUUUUCUCCUUUGGCUCUCCCCAACCUUUUGUCCCGCUUUACGCCGCCGUACUUGGCGAGGGAGGUCAUAUCUUCAUGAGCAUUAUCUGCAUUACGGCGCUCUGGUUUAAUACUGCGAUUGCGGUGCUAGCGGCGUCGAGACUUGUUUUCGCUGUAGCUCGUGACGGCGUAUUGCCUUGGUCAGGAUGGGUGUCACAAGUCAAGGAUGGGCAGCCAAAAAAAUGCCGUUCUUGUCGUUUGGGGGGUUGCCGCCGUUAUCACGUGCACACUACUCCCGUCAUCCGUCGCUUUUACCUCACUUGUGUCCGCUGCGGGCGUUCCUUCGGCAGCUGCAUAUGGUUUGAUAUCGCUGAGUCGUCUUCUCCUCACACCGACGACAUUCCCUAA